AUGCCGUCCAGUCGUUCCGAAUUCCUUGGUUACCUAUACGACGUGAUCCUUUUCGAACUCGCUGAACGAAUGAAUUCCGGAGAAUGCUACCAUGUCGACAUGGACAGCCUGGCGGGCUGUUUUGAGCAUAUCCGAAUAGUGUACCAGGACGACGAUGAUGAUGAGCAGCUGUUGGAGUACCCUUCGGACCGAUAUAUUGCCACGCACGGACUGAACACGGCUGAGUACAUCAAGGAUUAUAUCCUCUCACUUGACGAUGGGUCGUAUGCCUUCUUUCCGUAUGAGGUCGAGGUCUUUGAUGGCGACGAUGACGAGUACGAGGAUCCGUACGGGCACGACUAUGACGAAUACCGCUCGGUGGCGACCAACUAUGGAAACGAUUAUAUUAUGCUGUAUGGGCUUUAUGGGCAUCAGGUGCAGGAGUUUCUGGAGUGGUAUGCCUAUGAGGUCCCACGCCAGUACCACGACGAAAUUGCGGCGCUGAUUCAGGGAUUGCGAGAUGAUUACUGGUGUGAUCGAGGAUCUGGUGGGACUUGUGAGACCCUCCCCAAUGGGAUGAGAGGUGCGACAAAAUUCUCUUGCAACCAUAACGAUAACAAGCGUGACAGAGCCGCCCAACGGCAGAGGGAGAAUGGAGAUGCUGAGCGACGACGACGCGAGCAGGAAGAAGAGGAAGCCCGACAGGAGGCUGAGCGACGGGAGCAGGAACGGAUUAGGCGUGAGGAGCGGGAUCGUCUGGCGAGGGAGCAACGGGAGCAGGAGGCGAGGGAGAAAGCCGUUCGGGAGAGGAACGAUCGUAUCACAAAGUAUAUAAAGGGCCUUGAGCGCUCGUUGAUGUCAUCGCAGAAUCGGGAUGAUGAGAUUGAGUCGCUGCGGGAGGCACUUCAGGAGGAGCUCCAGGAGUAUUAUGAGGACUGGGACCUUGAGGUUCAUCUUUUUGGGUCGUUCGCGUCGGGACUCAGCAGCAACACGAGCGAUGCCGACUUUACCCUCUAUUAUUUCGACUGUGAUGUAACCGAGUUGGCUAGCGCACUCCGAAGUUUUGGAUACCAGGACGUCACUGCGAUCAAGAACGCCCGAGUACCCAUCGUGUCCUUCUACGACCCCGAGCACGAUGUCUCUUGCGACAUCAAUAUCGACGAGCCCAUGGGAGUCAUCAACUCGAAACUCAUCAACACCUACCGCAAAAUCGACGACAGAUUCCCAACACUUUGGUUCGCCAUCAAGCACUUCGCCAAGAGACACGACAUCCUCUCCGGAAGCACAGGCUACCUCUCCUCGUACGCCCUCACCAUGAUGCUCAUCGUCUUCUUGCAAGAUGUGACCAGGCCAGCAAUCCUCCCACGCCUACAGCAACAAGACUCUCACCGGAUGCUCCACCGCGACGUCGACGGAUGGGAUUGCUCAUUCGACCGCAACUGGAGCAACUACAGAACCUACAUGAACGACAAUACCAAAUCGGUUGGUCAGCUAUUGGUUGACUUCUGUUACCACUACGGAUACUCGUUCGACUACGCCAACCAAGAAGUCAACCCCAGUCUCGGUCGGAUCAAGGGCAGAAGCUACGAUCCGCCAGCGCGUAGCCGACGAGACAGGCGACCAAAGGAGUGGCCGAUUUGUGUCCUGGACCCAUUUAUUUACAACAGGAAUGUGGCCGGCAACUGCCACCGAAGAGCUGUCAACGAAAUUCAGGGGUGCUUCCAAGACGUCCACGAUGCCCUCAUGGCCAGCGAUAUCAACAGGGCCUUCCGACGAUGA
Messenger RNA from Linnemannia hyalina, 1758 nucleotides. NCBI's taxonomy places the organism in Eukaryota, Fungi, Mortierellomycota, Mortierellomycetes, Mortierellales, Mortierellaceae. The record is from the annotation of a GenBank genome assembly.